Acanthosepion pharaonis is the source of this 861-nucleotide messenger RNA. The record is from the annotation of a GenBank genome assembly. NCBI's taxonomy places the organism in Eukaryota, Metazoa, Mollusca, Cephalopoda, Sepiida, Sepiidae.
AUGUCAUUUUGUGACGUAUUUUUAACCUCAAAAAACGACAUUAUUACGUCAUUAUUUUUGCACCUACCUAAUAUCUAUCUAUCUAUCUAUCUAUCUAUCUAUCUAUCUAUCCCAUUCUGUUUAUUAUCUAUCUAUCUAUCUAUCUAUCUAUCUAUCUAUCUAUCUAUCUAUCUAUCUCAUUAUGUUCAUUAUCUAUCUAUCUAUCUAUCUAUCUAUCUAUCUAUCUAUCUAUCUAUCUAUCUAUCUAUCUAUCUCAUUCUGUUCAUUAUCUAUCUAUCCAUCUAUCUAUCUAUCUAUUUCACCUUACUUUAUUUUACUUCUUCUUUUUCUUCUUUUACACAAAUCCGCCCAUUAUUUGCCAAUCCUGUCGAAGAUAAUAAGAAAUACUCUUCUAUCUUACCAAGGAAAUCAUUUUUUCUAAUUUUCUUUCUCUCAUCUUUUCUCCCCACUGUUAUACUUUCUUUCUUUCCUUCUUUUUUCUUUCUUUCUUUCUUUCUUUCUUUCUUUUUCCUAAAAUGUCUUUACUGUGUCGUUCUGUUUCGUUUGUCCUUCCAUACUUUUUUUACUCUCCUCUUUUCUUCUUUCUUUUCUCUCGUUAUUCAUUUUCCUUUUAUUUCUUUUCUUACUGGGUCGUUCUAUUUCUCGUUUUCUUCCUUCCUCUCUCCGUCCCUACUUUCCUUCCUUCUUUUACCCCCUUCCUUUAUAUCUCUCAUUGUACAUUCCUCCGUUUCCCUUUUCAACAUCCUUGUUUUAAAAUUUCUUUCUUUCUUUGUUACGUUCGUUCGUUCUUUUUUGCUUUCAUUCUUGUUUUUUUUUUUCUUGCUUUCUUUCUUGCAACCUUCUAUGAAAAUCCAUAGCUAA